This is a messenger RNA of Capsicum annuum, 1430 nucleotides long. RefSeq lists its product as uncharacterized. The record is from RefSeq and is a predicted model, not a curated record. Bases 413 to 1066 code for a protein of 217 amino acids. NCBI's taxonomy places the organism in Eukaryota, Viridiplantae, Streptophyta, Magnoliopsida, Solanales, Solanaceae. The transcript has 2 exons.
CUUUCUUUUGUUAUUUUUGUUAAAAAAUAAUGUUUCUUUUUAUUUUUUGGUGAGUUUAAGAUGAGUAUGUUUAAGAACAUUUUGAUACACGUUUCGCAUUUUUAGUUUAAAACUACAAACUACAAAAUUUUCUACUUUCUUGGAUUUUUUAUCAAGUCAAGUCAGACAUACAAAUUAAAAUGGAGGGAUCAAUUUUGUUGUCCUAUUGUCAUAUUUUUGGAAUUUAACCAUACGGGGUUUUAUUUCCUUGAACAGAAUUUGAACACUACACUAACAGGCUAGUCCCUUCAUCACGUUAUAGAAUAUUUUGUCCUUUGGCUUUUUGGUCAGAUUAUUGAAAUGAUAGAUGGAAAAACCCCCACUAAUGUUUUUUUAUUUAUUUUUAUGUUGGAUUGUUGUUUGAUUUGAUUUGAUGGAGCAGGAAGAGGGUUGGCCUUUGGGAUUGCAGCCAUUGAAUUUGAGAAUAGGUUUAGGUAGAAGUAGAGAUGGAUCAACUUCAUUCAACACUUCACUUAGUGACUCUCUUUCUUCCUCCACUGAUUCCUCUUCAGAUUUGGACACUGAGUCCACAGGGUCUUUUUUUCAUGAUAGGAGCACUACACUUGGAAGUCUUAUUGGUGUCUCUAGCAUAGUUAAUCUCUCAAGAAGAUCAACAAGAGGGAGACCGAACGGUGUAAUGACAGAGGUGCAAAAAAACUACAGGUCUAAAACAACAUGGUGUUUCUCUUUGUGUCCAAGAAACAGCACAGAUGCUGAGAGUACUGUGAUGAUGAUAAGGAAUAGUGACAGUAAUGCACCAUCACUUGGCCAUUUUCUUGCUGUUGAAAGAAGAGCUGCUAAUGAACAUAACAGAAGAAGUCCUCCGAUAUAUGGACCUGAUGAAUUUGCCAUGGCAUUGCCUAAUAGGGACCAGAAUUCGUUGUUUGCCAAUGGUCAAAUUGCUCCUCCUCAGUUGAGUCCAUGGUCAGGGUCUGAUAUUGAAAAUCGACAAAGGGCUAACCCAGAAUUAGAUCAUGAUAUCCAUGGGCAAAGUGCUCCACUUUCGUUUCCAUGCAUGUGUGGAUGAGGCAAUGGUACAACUCUGUGUAUUCCUUGAUUUUUGUUUCUAAUUUUUUUUUCUUGAUUCGAGGACUAAAGCAACACAUUAGUGAACCUUCUUGCGAUUUACUUGAUUAUCAAGAAGGGUUCAUUAGUAGAGCUUUGGAUUGAUCAUGAGGGCAACUUUGUGUGAUCGUUCCUUGUUUUAUUCAAUUAAAGGGACAAUGUGGGAGAAAUUUUUGGCAAGGAGCAGUUUACUUCUUAGUGUCUUAGCUGGCUUGAGUCUGGAUUAGUCGAACUCAACGGGCUCCGAAUACCAGAGGGUCUCACUCCUAAUUUAUCGGGAUUUUGUCAUUCAUUCUAUUUAUGAAGAGACUAUUCCAUUUUCCUCA